AUGACAAACGGAUGCAGAAUUUGUGGAUUUCACACUGAGGAUAUCACCCACAUUAAAGCACUUGUCCGAAAAUGUCAUCUACCGAUGAGACAUGUCAUUAGAUAUCUAUCCCAUAAUAAAAUCACGAAAAUUGAAAACGGACCACUUCGAAAUCUUCAGAACUUAAUGUAUUUACUAUUAUCCAACAAUAAUAUCUCGAAAAUCGAAAAAAAAUCCUUCGUAAAUCUUCCAGAGUUAUAUGAGAUACGAUUAUCCGAUAAUAAAAUCUCGAAAAUUGAAAAAGAAUCAUUUGUAAAUCUUCCCAAGUUACAUGAGAUACGAUUAUCCGAUAAUAAAAUCUCGAAAAUUGAAAAAGAAUCAUUUGUAAAUCUUCCCAAGUUACAUGAGAUAGAUUUGGCCAGAAAUGAAAUCUCGAAAAUCGAACAAAAUUCCUUCGUAAACGUUACCAGAGUAAACACCUUAGAUCUAUCCCACAAUGCAAUUUCAAGUUUGGAACAAAAUGCCUUCGAAACACUGACCGAAAUAGAAAGAUUAUAUCUAUCCCAUAAUAAAAUCACGAAAAUUGAAAACGGAUCACUUCGAAAUCUUCAGAACUUAAUGUAUUUACUAUUAUCCAACAAUAAUAUCUCGAAAAUCGAAAAAAAAUCCUUCGUAAAUCUUCCAGAGUUAUAUGAGAUACGAUUAUCCGAUAAUAAAAUCUCGAAAAUUGAAAAAGAAUCAUUUGUAAAUCUUCCCAAGUUACAUGAGAUAGAUCUAUCCCACAAUGCAAUUUCAAGUUUGGAACAAAAUGCCUUCGAAACACUGACCAAAUUAAAAACAUUAGAUCUAUCCCACAAUGCAAUUUCAAGUUUGGAACAAAAUGCCUUCGAAACACUGACCGAAAUAGAAAGAUUAUAUCUAUCCCAUAAUAAAAUCACGAAAAUUGAAAACGGAUCACUUCGAAAUGUUCAGAACUUAGUGUCUUUACUAUUAUCCAACAAUAAUAUCUCGAAAAUCGAAAAAAAAUCCUUCGUAAAUCUUCCAGAGUUAUAUGAGAUACGAUUAUCCGAUAAUAAAAUCUCGAAAAUUGAAAAAGAAUCAUUUGUAAAUCUUCCCAAGUUACAUGAGAUACGAUUAUCCGAUAAUAAAAUCUCGAAAAUUGAAAAAGAAUCAUUUGUAAAUCUUCCCAAGUUACAUGAGAUAGAUCUAUCCCACAAUGCAAUUUCAAGUUUGGAACAAAAUGCCUUCGAAACACUGACCGAAAUAGAAAGAUUAGAUCUAUCCAAUAAUAACAUGUCGAGUGUUACACAAGGAGCUUUCGAAAACCUUUACAAUUUAAAGCAUUUAAAUUUGAGUUACAACAAUAUUCAAAUGUAUGAAGAUGGUGCCUUCUCACCCCUUGGCAACAUAAAAACGAUCAACCUCAACGGCAAUGAGAAGCUGAAGUGUGGACAUCACCUACCGGCCGUGGUAAAUUGUAUGACGAGUAGAUUUUAUGACGUGAAAGUCCUGGGCGAAUGUCUAACAAAUUUAGACACUGAAGAAGACGUAUUAAUGCCUAUAAUGAAUUAUUCCCGAAGCCAAAUGGUUUGUAAUAAAGACACAACAUCAAUUAACAACGAGGAUUUCAAUUGGCAGAUGACAAAAGUAGGAACUAAUGCGACGAUUCCAUGUCAUGCAAAUGUAGCGACAAGACACUGUUCUUCCAGAAAGGCGGGAUAUCUAGAAAGCCAAAAUAAGACAUCACGAAAGUGUUCGCCAGUUACCGGUGUGUGGCAAGAGCCAGACAUGUCUCAGUGUAACAAUACAGAGUGGAUCACUCAAGCACUAAAGAGCAUCAAAAGCAAAGGCGUUGAUGUAGAAAAGUUUGAACGGCUUUCAAUCACGCUCCGAAAUAUUUCACAGAGAUCAGUGUAUUUCAAAGCAGAAGAUUUUGACUUGAUUGUAGACAUUUGUGAGAAAAUGAUGCCAUUGCUCCCGAUUGCGUCCCUCAAUAUAAUGCCGAAGAAUAUACUUCUUACUAUCGACAAUAUAAUAAACGCACCAGAGAAGAUUUUGGUUGAGGUGCAACAAUCUCAUGGAAUUGUCAGCAGAAUGCUGCAAAUUAUAGAAGUAAUCCCAGAAAAGAUUCCACUGGAAGAGCAGCGAGUGACAGCUAUAUAUUCUAAUCUUGGUAUUGGUGCUGCCAAAGUGGAGAAGAGCACUUUCAAUGGUCAUAUUCAUGCUGUUUCAUUUGGAACCAAUGAAACGGAAGCAAGGAGUGAGAUAUAUAACGACUCAGUCUCACAAGUAGAAGAUAUGAUGGACAUCAUUUCAUUGCCAAAGAGUUUACUCAAACAUCGGAAAGACGAAGAGCAGUCGAAAUUUUCAAGGAUUUCCUUUUUCUGUUUGCGGGAUGAUAAGCUAUACAGGGUAAUACAAACUUCUAAUAACCAAACAACUACUAAAGUUGACAGUCGUAUAAUUGCUGCAAAUAUUCCCAACGUUAAUAUAACCAACCUUGAUGAACCAGUUACAAUAUCAUUCAAUGUAAUCGAUCAGAAUGUCACCAACCCACAGUGUGUUUAUUGGGAUGACUCCCCGGGACAGAAUCCCAACUGGUCAUCAAAAGGCUGCAAUAUAUACAAAUAUGUACCUGGAAAGAACGUAGUUUGUUCUUGCAACCAUCUUACAAGUUUUGCUUUACUAAUGAAUGUCUACCAGAAAGAAAUGGAAAAUAAUAGUCUGUUGUCUAUUAUUUCUAACGUUGGUUGCGGAAUAUCAUUUGUCUGUCUCGUCCUGACAAUAAUAAUUCAUGCUUAUUUCAAAAAUUUAUGGAAAUUAAUGGCUUCCAAGGUUUUAGUAAACUUGUGCGUUUCUUUAGCCGCCACUUGUUUAAUCUUUCUUGUUGGAUUCCAAGAAUAUAGUACAAAAAUAGCAGCUGUUUGUAAGGCAGUGGCUGCUCUCUUACACUACUUCCUCCUGACAUCUUUCCUGUGGAUGGCUGUAGAAGCAGUUCACAUUUAUCGAGGCCUGUUUGUAUUCAAACCCAUUCGGUCAUCAUUUAUCAAGAAGAGUUCAAUUUUGGUCUGGGGUAUUCCAGCUGUCAUUGUCAUAAUUACUCUGGCAACUAACAACAUGAACAAUUACAUCAAAAGUGAUCAAGUUUGUUGGUUAUACAGAAAAGCGUUUUACGCUGCUUUCCUGGCUCCCGUGGUGAUCAUUUUAUUCAUCAACCUUGUGAUAUUUCUUCGCGUUAUGUGGCGUCUUAACUCAAUGCAGAAUGACACGCAAGUUGAACACAAAACAAAGAAAGUCCGUGUCUUUGGCAUCGUUGGAUUGUGUUUCCUGCUUGGACUCCCCUGGGUCUUGCCAUUCUUUGCUCAUGGUGAAGCUGCUGAAGCGUUUCAUCUUCUAUUUGCUAUCUUCAAUCCCCUUCAAGGAAUGUUUAUCUUCCUAUGCUAUUGUAUAUACAAAAAGGAUACCAGAGAUGUCAUUUGCCUGUUCGUAUGUAAACGAAAAACAUGGGAGCCCAGGCAAGCUCUGGAGAAUAUCAGAAGUUCAAUCUCCCACCAUGAAACAGAAUGUAAAAAAGCAGAAACGAACUUGUAAAUGAAAAUCAAGAAAAUGCCUUCAAGAGAAGUCUUUGAUUAUAUUUUACGUCACAAAAUGUUCAUUUAUUAUAUUAAACUCAGUAAAUAUAUUCUAACGGCCUAUUUCAUAUUUAUCUUUUUGCUUUCUCAGAUAAUCUGUAGUAUACAUGUGUGUGUGUGUGUGUGGUGUGUGUGUGUGUGUGUGUGUGUGUGUGUGUGUGUGAAUGUGUCUUCAAGAGUCGCCUUUGUUUAUAUUUUGCCUCAAUUUUUCUUCUUAUAUUCCAUGAAGCACACUUUUAUAUAACGUAGCUUUAUUUUUUUGCCUCUCGAUAUAACGUUACGCAACGUAGAGACUCUAAAAUCUGAAAUAAGGUAAUUUUAAACGAGUCUAGUUGCAUGACUAUUGCCGGAAACGCAAAAAGAAAAAAAAAAAAAAAUGAAAAUAUUCUGUAAAUCAUAGUCACUCCAUAUUUUUCGACUGUAAAUUUCACUGUUGUCUGUCCUUGCAAUGUAAUAUUUUAAU
Octopus sinensis (East Asian common octopus) is the source of this 4074-nucleotide messenger RNA. Its product is annotated as adhesion G protein-coupled receptor A2-like. The transcript has 33 exons. Lineage: Eukaryota; Metazoa; Mollusca; Cephalopoda; Octopoda; Octopodidae. Gene Ontology annotation, cellular component: plasma membrane. Gene Ontology annotation, biological process: cell surface receptor signaling pathway; G protein-coupled receptor signaling pathway. Bases 1 to 3570 code for a protein of 1189 amino acids. The record is from RefSeq and is a predicted model, not a curated record. Gene Ontology annotation, molecular function: G protein-coupled receptor activity; protein binding.